UGAAGGCUUCAGCCCCUAACAAAGAUGGCCGCCUACCCUGCCCUACCCUCCGCCCUUUGGCCGGUAUAAAAUACUAACUAGACGGUGUUUCACUUUCGGGUCACUUUCGGUUCUCCAUGGCGCCGACUCCGAAGACUGUAGGGCGAAUCAAGUUAGAUUGCCCUCUGCGGCCUGGCUGCCCGCUGGAGGUCGCUGCUGUCCCCAAACUCUGCAAAGAAUUCGGUCCAGAGGACUACGGCGAAGAGGACAUAGAGGAUUUUCUUCACCGGCUUGUGGAGAGUGAUCCCCAGGGCCUGCACCGGAUCCAUGUGGAUGGGAGCAGCAGGCGGCUGCAGCUGUGGCACCAUGAUUACCUCCUGGACCAUUUCAGUGAUGAGGGGAAAACAACUGGACAGAGUGACAGGGGCAAGGGGGCCGAGGGCCUGGGCACCUACUGUGGCUUCCACAAGUUCUUCCUAUACCCUCCCCAACGGCCUGAGCCCUGCCAUCAAAGCCCCUCUGCCUCAGCCUGCCCCCAUGUCUCAGAUAGCCUGCUUCACGUAGCCCUGCCUCAGAAGCUCCUGGUGACUGAAGAGGAAGCCAACCGUCUGGCAGAGGAGCUGGUGGCUGAGGAGGAGCGCAUGAAACAGAAAGCAGAGAAGAAACGACUCAAGAAGAAGCGUCAAAAGGAACGAAAGCGACAGGAACGCUUGGAGCAGGACUGUGGGGAGCCCAAGGCCAAGGCUACCACAGACGGGGAUGAGAGCCCCCCAUCCAGCCCCAGGAACCCAGCUCUGGGACAGUGUAGUGAGGAAGAGGACUCACUGGAUCUAUCUAGUACUUUCGUGUCUCUGGCUUUGCGCAAGGUUGGGGAUUGGCCCCCCAGUACCCACAGAGAGAAGGGACUAAUCCAGAAGCCCCAAGGCAGGGGCCCAGGCCCCCAGAAGAAGACAGAUCAAGAGGAAGGGAGCUUUCCAAGAGAGGAGAGGCCCGGGCAGAGUCCUAAGCCACAGGCAUCUGCAGGACUGCUGGCAGCUGCCUUACAGCGGAGCCAGGAACUGGCAAAGUUUGGUACCAGCUUUGCUCAAAAUGGUUUCUACCAGGAGGCUGUGGUCCUCUUCACCCAGGCCUUGAAGCUCAACCCUCAGGACCACCGGUUAUUUGGAAAUCGUUCCUUCUGCCAUGAGCGGCUGGGUCAGCCAGUACGGGCCCUGGCCGAUGCCCAGGUGGCCCUUACCCUAAGGCCUGGCUGGCCCCGGGGCCUCUUUCGCCUGGGAAAGGCCUUGAUGGGACUACAGCGCUUUGAGGAGGCAGCUGCUGUGUUCCAGGAGACGCUGAGAGGUGGGCCCCAGCCUGACGCAGCCCGGGAGCUCCACUCGUGCCUCCUCCAGCUAGCUCUGCAGGAUCAUCGAGGAGGAAUCUGUGCACCACCUCUAUCCACUGGGGUCCCCCAGCCAUUUCCCUAUGCUGAGCUGGUAGCCUCAGGCCUGCUUCCCCUAAGUUGCCCUCCAAGCACUGCUCCAGGGGGCCCUGACCAUCUGUCUCCACCCUUGCAUUAUCACCCCUGUCACCUGAGCCACCCCAGUGGGCCCCUCCCCCAGACUCACAGUACAAGACCCCCCCUCCAUCUCCAGGACCCUUCAAAGGGCUGGAGCAUCCUGGGACUUGGGCCCCAGCAUCUACCUCAGGCCAGAUGAGGGUGGACCUGUCCCUCAUAGGGCAAGGCCAUCCGUACAUCCCAAAGGGAUGGGGACACUGUGUGGUGACAGUUCACUGCAUAUUUUGAGACCUUGUACUCC
Molecule: messenger RNA, 1778 nt
Organism: Microcebus murinus (gray mouse lemur)
Lineage: Eukaryota; Metazoa; Chordata; Mammalia; Primates; Cheirogaleidae
Source: RefSeq, a predicted model, not a curated record